Messenger RNA from Aureobasidium uvarum, 1155 nucleotides. The record is from the annotation of a GenBank genome assembly. NCBI's taxonomy places the organism in Eukaryota, Fungi, Ascomycota, Dothideomycetes, Dothideales, Saccotheciaceae.
AUGAAGGCGGCGCUCCAUGUCACUGACUCCCCCGACGAAUUAUUGACGACGGCCAGCUCCAUCCUCUGGGAUCCUCGCUACACCAAUCGCAAUCCUCCCCACCAGAGACUCCAUCCCACGCACGUCGGCACUCUCUCGCUCGACAACCGCUCCGACUCGACCAUCAGCGUGCGCAGUUUAGGCGGCGGCCAGCGCAUACCNCCCAUGGACAAGCGUCACCCCAGCUCCUUCCAGCAGCUCGAGAAGCUCGGCGAGGGCACCUAUGCCACCGGCCGCAACCGCCAGACGGGCGAGUUUGUCGCUCUCAAGGAGAUCCACCUCGAUUCCGAAGAGGGCACCCCCAGCACCGCCAUCCGUGAAAUUUCACUUAUGAAGGAACUCAAGCACGAGAACAUAGUCCGUCUGCACGAUGUCAUUCACACCGAGAACAAGCUCAUGCUGGUCUUUGAAUUCAUGGACAAGGACUUGAAGAAAUACAUGGACUCUAGGGGUGAGCGCGGCAUGCUCGAUCCUGUCACCAUCAAGUCCUUCAUGCACCAGCUGCUCCGCGGUAUCGCCUUCUGCCACGACAACCGAGUCCUCCACCGCGACCUCAAGCCACAGAACUUGCUGAUCAACAACAAGGGUCAGCUCAAGCUCGCCGACUUUGGUCUUGCUCGCGCCUUUGGCAUCCCCGUCAACACUUUCAGCAACGAGGUCGUUACACUAUGGUACCGUGCCCCUGACGUCUUGCUGGGCUCGCGCACCUACAACACCUCGAUCGAUAUCUGGUCUGCUGGCUGCAUCAUGGCUGAAAUGUACACGGGUCGUCCUCUGUUCCCUGGAACUACCAACGAGGACCAGCUGCAAAAGAUCUUCCGUCUCAUGGGCACUCCUUCCGAGCGUUCAUGGCCCGGAAUCUCUCAAUUCCCUGAGUACAAGUCCAACUUUCCCGUCUAUGCAACUCAGGACCUGCGCAAUAUCCUACCUCAGGUCGACCCUGUCGGCCUCCAGUUGUUGACUGCCAUGCUGCAACUUCGUCCAGAGCUUCGCAUUUCUGCCACACAAGCUCUUCAGCAUCCUUGGUUCGCUGAUUUACAACAACUAAGACAGCAACAAGCCCACAUGCAUCAACAGCACAUGCCUGGCGUGCCGAAUACCCAACGCGCUUAUUGA